UGGAUUGCGCAUGCCUAGCCAGACGUGGCAGCAGCAGCAGCAGCCGCCGCCAGAGCCAGCAGCUCCUCGUUCUGCCAGCGCGAGCGGCAGUCGGUGAUGGGUCUGGCGGGGCGCAGCUUUGGGAGGACGAAGUGCUUCGCAGGGAGGAUGUUGCUGCUGGCCCUCUUGACCAUCUUUCCAGCCUGCCUAUUAUCAGCAAAGAUGUCCCCAUUGAUAGAGAAAAUUAGUGAUCAGAAGGACUUCAAGAAGCUCCUGAGAACACGGAACAAUGUGUUGGUGCUAUAUUCCAAAUCUUCGGCUGCUGCUGACACUUCACUCAGGUUAUUAUCUGAUGUAGCCCAAGCGGUGAAAGGCCGAGGUACUAUAUCAUGGAUAGAUUGCAGUGAUUCAGAGAGCAGAAAACUAUGCAAGAAGAUGAAAGUUGACCCUAGUUUGAAGGAGAAAGGGGUAGAGUUAUUGCAUUACAAGGAUGGCGCAUUUCACACUGAAUAUAACAGAGCACUCACACUGAAGUCAAUGGUGGCCUUUCUAAAGGAUCCAGAAGGAGCUCCAUUGUGGGAGGAAGAUCCUGAAGCCAAAGACAUUGUCCACAUUGACAGUGAAAAGGAACUGAAAAGACUUUUGAAGAAGGAAGAUAGGCCUCUGCUGCUGAUGUUCUAUGCCCCCUGGUGUGGUGUUUGCAAAAGAAUGAUGCCAUCUUUCCAGCAAGCAUCCACAGAAGUUAAAGGCAUGUAUGUACUUGCAGGGAUGAAUGUCUACUCAGCUGAAUUUGAAAAAAUAAAAGAAGAAUACAAUGUCAGGGGAUACCCAACCAUUUGCUACUUUGAAAAGGGAAAAUUCCUGUUCAACUUUGAGAACUAUGGUGCUACAGCAAAGGACAUCAUUGAAUGGCUGAAAGAUCCUCAGCCACCUAAGCCACAGGCCCCAGAGACUCCCUGGUCAGAAGAAGAUAAUGCUGUUUAUCACCUAACAGAUGAUGACUUUGACAAGUUCACCAAGGAGCAUCCUUCUGUUUUAGUGAUGUUCUACGCACCAUGUGAGUCUGCAUUUUUUUUGUUUGUUUAUUGUUCACCAAUAUAUUGAGAGAUGAUCUGGUUC
Podarcis muralis (Common wall lizard) is the source of this 1098-nucleotide messenger RNA. NCBI's taxonomy places the organism in Eukaryota, Metazoa, Chordata, Lepidosauria, Squamata, Lacertidae. The record is from RefSeq and is a predicted model, not a curated record.